Messenger RNA from Lathyrus sativus (Indian pea), 546 nucleotides. Lineage: Eukaryota; Viridiplantae; Streptophyta; Magnoliopsida; Fabales; Fabaceae. The record is from the annotation of a GenBank genome assembly.
AUGGUGCAAACUAAGGAUGGAACUGUGGCUCUAGCUUCUGCUUUUUCUGGCCACAAGCAAGCUAUAAAGGAUAGAGACCACAAAUUUUUAAGAAAAGCAGUUGAAGAAGCAUAUAAAGGUGUAGAUUGUGAAGAUGGAGGUCCUUUUGGUGCUGUUAUUGUUUUCAAUGAUGAAGUUGUUGCUAGUUGUCACAAUAUGGUUCUCAGAAACAAUGACCCUACUGCUCAUGCUGAAGUCACAGCAAUAAGAGAGGCUUGUAAAAAACUGAAGCAGAUAGAACUUUCAGAUUGUGAAAUAUAUGCUUCUUGUGAGCCAUGCCCAAUGUGCUUUGGUGCUAUUCACCUUUCACGUGUUAAGAGGUUGGUUUAUGGAGCAAAAGCUGAGGCAGCAAUUGCGAUUGGUUUUGAUGAUUUUAUAGCUGAUGCAUUGAGAGGAACUGGAUUUUAUCAAAAAGCACAUUUGGAAAUUAAAAGAGCUGAUGGCAAAGAGGCCAUUUUUGCUGAAGAAGUGUUUGAGAAAACUAAGGAAAAAUUUCGAAUGUAUUGA